AAAAGUGGUCCAAAACUCCAAAUCAAACAACUAGCAAAUGGAAUAAAAAGCCGCAAAUACUGCUACGACAAUUGAAAAAAAAUGGAGUUAGAAUGUGUGAAGAAGAUGUUAGAGAAAGGAAUGGAAAGAGCAUCAGUUGUAGAUGGAUUGCCAUGGAAGUUCAUAGAACAUUUGUGUAUGAAUGGCCUCCAAAUUCAUCUCAUGGAGCCUGCCCAUGUGCUUUGCUCCAUGAACAUAACGCCACGUUUACUCAAUUCUAACAACUCUUUUCACGGUGGCGCCGCCGCUUUGCUGGUGGAUGUGGUGGGCGCAGCAGUAAUUCCAUCCCCCAUGACUUCCGGAGUUUCUGUUGAGAUCAAUGUUUCAUACUUUGAUGCUGCCUAUCUCCAUGAGGAGAUUGAAAUCGAUGCAAGGCUUCUACGUUUCGGAAAGGCUGUAGCUGUUGUUAGUGUGGAGUUUAGAAAGAAAAAGAGUGGCAAAAUUUUUGCUCAAGGUCGACACACCAAAUAUCUUGCCCUUGCCAGGUCGUUCUACAGUACAGAUGCAAGUUGGUACAGAUAUACAGAUAUUCUUUUUGGUUCACUAUUAGAUCGACAGAUAGAAAUUGGUGUCAGGGCUUGUCUGGGUGAUGGUGGCUGUGGCUUGAGUCAAGCCUAUCCAUUGCUAGUGUUAGUUGGUGGAUUUCUGGAUUGGGUUGUGGCAGCAUUGGAUUGGAUGUUCUAAAUAAUGAAUUGGACCUCAAAUGUUUGGAUUUUGUUAAUAGAAAAAAAAAAAGAGAAAG
Arachis ipaensis is the source of this 781-nucleotide messenger RNA. The record is from RefSeq and is a predicted model, not a curated record. NCBI's taxonomy places the organism in Eukaryota, Viridiplantae, Streptophyta, Magnoliopsida, Fabales, Fabaceae.